AUGUCGUUGAAAACUGCGUUAUCACCACUUCCCGCAACACAACGUGCGGCCGUUAUCACGACCUUCGGUUCUCCCUAUACUCUUACCACUACCCACCCCGUCCCGGAACCGAAGACACUUGCCUCAAACCAAUGCCUCAUCAAGAUGGCUUUCGCAGGAUGCUGUCAUUCAGACCUGCACGUUCGCAAAGGCGAAUGGCCAGGAACGAAAGACUUUCCGGUAGUGGCUGGACAUGAAGGGAUCGGAGAGAUUGUUGCGGUCGGCAGUGAGGGAGGUGUCGACAUUGGAGAUAGGGUCGGUGUGAAAUGGUGUGUCAAUUCGUGUGCGAGGUGCGAACUGUGUAGGAGCGGGGAUGAUUCGUGUGAGUAUAUUGCCGAUGGCACAUUUGCUGAGUAUAUGGUAGCAUGGACAAAUAAUGUCAUUCCGAUUCCACCAUCGGUAUCCUCACCCGAAGCGGUAUCUGUUCUCUGCGCUGGUCUUACGGUAUACUCAGCUCUCAAGAAGACGAACACCACCGUAGGGAAUUGGGUUGUCGUUCCAGGAGCAGGCGGAGGCCUUGGACAUCUCGCCAUCCAGUUCGCAGUGGCGAUGGGUCUCCGCGUUCUCGCAAUUGACACUGGCGCAGAAAAGAAAGCUGUCUGUCUCGCCUCUGGUGCAGAACAUUUCAUCGACUUCAAGGAGUUUCCACUAGAUGCAGAGUCGCCAGCCGGGCCUGUCACACCGGUGGCCAAAGAGAUCAUUAAGUUUGCGUAUAACGAGUCUCUGUGGUAUCUUCGUCCAAAAGGGACGCUCGUGACCGUAGGGAUGCCUACGAACUUCGUACUCGGUAGCUUGCGAAUAGUCGGGUCGAGCGUCGGCUCUUUCCAAGAUGCCACCGAAGCCCUCGAUCUUCUCGCGCGCGGAAAGGUCAAGGUCCAUGCUACGCUUCGUAGGCUCGAAGAGAUCAAUGAGAUAUUCGACGAAAUGGAAGCUGGGACGCUUGUGGGAAGAAUGGUCAUCAAAUUGUGA
Messenger RNA from Stereum hirsutum FP-91666 SS1, 1008 nucleotides. Its product is annotated as mannitol-1-phosphate dehydrogenase M1PDH1. Bases 1 to 1008 code for a protein of 335 amino acids. Lineage: Eukaryota; Fungi; Basidiomycota; Agaricomycetes; Russulales; Stereaceae. Gene Ontology annotation, molecular function: oxidoreductase activity. The record is from RefSeq and is a predicted model, not a curated record. The transcript is spliced from 10 exons.